Racocetra persica is the source of this 304-nucleotide messenger RNA. The record is from the annotation of a GenBank genome assembly. NCBI's taxonomy places the organism in Eukaryota, Fungi, Glomeromycota, Glomeromycetes, Diversisporales, Gigasporaceae.
AUGGAAUUACAAUCGGGUAGUUCUAGUACUGAACAGCCAGUUUGUAGCGGCUGCGGUCAACCUUGUUCAAUUCAAGAUUUUCUAAAAAAAAAUAGUAAAAUUGGAAUAUACGAAAAAUGGAAUGAAAAUAUUAAUCACACUAUUGUUGAAGAAUCUAAUGAAGUAUGGAAAGAAGUUAAUAACCCAGCAGAAAAUGCUAUGAGUGGAAUGAUAAAAAUGCUUGAAAAGUGUAAAAAAUUAAAAAAUAAAAGAACCUUACCAAGGACAUGGAAAGAUUAUGACGAACAAAUAAUGUUUUAUAGAA